CUAAACCUAAACAUAACCUCCCCUUUUCGCCUUCGACUGCUGUUGCAGACGCACCAUCACGUCAUUCCUGCAACAAUCAGCCAACAAAUUUGCAGAGAUCAAAAUGACUGAUAAGCAGUCAUUUCACCUGUCUAAUGCAGCAAACCGACUUUCUAACGAGGGGAGUCUAAGUCACCUCAAAAGUCACUUCCUAUGGAUUUGCUCUGCUCUCAGUGGUAAGCAGAUUAGUAAAUGCGACACCAUGAUGUGUCCAAAGUGUUGCGAGGUGUGGAACACAGGGAAGUUUGCACUAAAAGUUGUUUCAAAGUCGACUCCUGGACCACGGAUGAUGAAGAUUUUGAGGAAGUUUGAAAAAGAACCAGAAAAACUGACUCGUGUAGAAUCGAGCUUGCUAAAGAGACACCAACAGACUAACAAAAACAAACUGGUUCUUCGCUGUUUAGUCUGCAAGAAUGAAACAAUUAUCCCAUUCCAAAAGCAAAUUCCAGAGAAAGCUCCCACAUGUGAAACUCCUGCUGCUGAGUGUUCAAUAGUUAUGUCCACCAAGAAGAAAAAGAAGAAAGACCGAUUUGCAGGACUUAAUGUGUCAGCUGUUAUGUCAGCAUCACCCUCUCCUUUCAAUUCAAGCAAGAGAAACAUGCAUAUUAAUAGAAUUAAUGGAACUCCAAGUUCUGUUUCUACUGCAAAUGAAAUCAAAAUUAACUCCCCAAGCCAGAUGACCAACAAUCGUUCAAGUAUGACACCAAUAGCUUCUAAAGUUUUAAUCUCCGAAACCAAUAGGAAGAGUGGUCAAAAGCCUGUGUGGAAAAAGAUGCAAUCUUUACGCGAGGAAAUUAAACUAGAAGAAAAGAACAGAAUUAAAGACCAUCACAAGGCCCUUACUAUUAGAAACCUUAAUGUUAAAAAGAACAAUAAGCUUCAAGAUUUUAUUAGUAGAAAGGAAAAGGAUGUCCACUUAGAAGAUCGUAUCAAUUGUCUUCUGCAAAUUUGAUGGCUGACUAGAAUUCAGAGGUGUAUUUAAGUAAAGGAUCAGUAAAUAAGUCUAAAAAAAAUUAA
Messenger RNA from Frankliniella occidentalis (western flower thrips), 1056 nucleotides. RefSeq lists its product as uncharacterized. Lineage: Eukaryota; Metazoa; Arthropoda; Insecta; Thysanoptera; Thripidae. Bases 104 to 991 code for a protein of 295 amino acids. The transcript has 3 exons. The record is from RefSeq and is a predicted model, not a curated record.